Molecule: messenger RNA, 1133 nt
Organism: Mollisia scopiformis
Lineage: Eukaryota; Fungi; Ascomycota; Leotiomycetes; Helotiales; Mollisiaceae
Product: NAD(P)-binding protein
Exons: 4
Coding region: 123-1127 (334 amino acids)
Source: RefSeq, a predicted model, not a curated record
AUCCAUCAACAUUUUGUUACCUCCAUCCCUUUAAGACUCCAGACAUAGCACUCGUUAUCUCUAAUUUCACGUUCUACUCCGUUUGCAGCAGUAGAUUUUCAAUCGUUUUCACCUCGGUCACGAUGUCAACCUUUGCACGAAACAUCCUAGGAGGCGGCUUAAAAUCCGAUACUCUGCCAGCUGAUCUCUCGUUCGAAGGCGAAACUGUUCUCAUCACGGGUGCGACAAGCGGACUUGGUCUUGAAGCAACGGUUCAUUACCUCCAGCAUGGAGCAAGUGUCACCAUCACCGCCCGCACUGCCGCGAAAGGCGAGCAGGCAAAACUCGACAUCGAGAGUCGUACAGGAAAGCUAGUCGAUGUGAUGAUCCUGGACAUGGACACUUUCGAAGGAGUCAAAACUUUCGUCAACACAUUCAAGAAGGAGAACAGACAUUUUGAUAUCAUUCUGCUUAACUGCGGAGUCCAAGAAUUCGUUUGGAAGCCAUCCCCUGAAGGAUGGUUCGCCAACAUCCAAGUCAACGUCCUCUCAACCACUUUACUUGGACUUCUGCUCAUCCAAUGGAUGAGAUCAAAACCAGAGCAAUCGCAUUUGCUUUUUGUCGGCUCAGGCUCUCACUGGGAAAAUGACCUCUCCAAAUGGCCAAGAAAAGAUAUCAUCACGUUCUGGAGCAAGGAAGAAAAUUUCAUGUCUGGUCGCGACGCGUAUGGUAUUUCCAAACUGAUGCUUCAUUAUUGCGUCAACGCAAUGGACAAGAUCGCAUCUGCUGGUGGAAAGAUAUCGCCCAUUGUCAACACCGUAUGCCCUGGAAUCGUCCAGACCGGCAUCGCUCGCAGCUUUGGAGGUGGUGUUUGGGGUAUGCAGUGUGUUGCGAAAGCAUACAUGGCUUUGGCUCUCAAAGCUGUACCUGCAGAUGUUGGUGCUAGGUCCCUUGUCGUAGCUGCAAAGACCACUCCAGAGCAGCAUGGAACAUUCAGACGUCCAUACUUGACAGAUGACGAAUAUGAGAAGGUUUCUGCGCCAUUUUUCAAGACAGAGGAAGCAAAGGAGAUUCAGGCUGAGGUGUGGAAGGAGGUAGUUGAGAUCCUCGCUGCGGCAGACCCUGAAGUUUCAAAGAUUGUUUUGUAGUUUGAU